UGACGUCACGCGGAAGUGGGAUUUCAAAAACCCAAAACAGUCGAAUUUGCUGCAAAGUGUUUAUUAAAGUGUUUAACUGAAACCCAAAUGGAAACGUGGACCUGAGAGCGGGACCGGUUCUCCACGUGAAACCGCAGCGACACAAACACACGAGGUUUUAUUUAACGGUUAUUUAACCUCAGAGAUGAACGGGAGAGUCAACAGGAAGGUGGUGACGUCAGGGAGGCUGGCGGGGACGCUGAGUCCAGAGAGUCCAGCUCUGCCCCAGCCGGUUUAUUCCCUCUACUCUACAGACUCAGAGGACCAGGUCACGACGCUCCACAAGGAUCUGGACCAGUGUGCUGACGUGCUAAGUGGAAUCCUGCAGACGGAGCAGGCAGCUUCACGUCGUCCUCCCAGAGCUCUGGGGGGCGGGGCCACGGCCGGCCAAUCACAGCCGGGCAGGAAGACCCCGAAGAGGCCGCAGACAAAACCAGUCUCCCUAGGCCCUGCCAGAGCGGUCAAGGGUGGAGUGGUGAAAUCCAGAUCCUCAAAGGUGAUGACGAGGAAACUAGCUUCAAAAACAGAGCAGCAGAGUUCUGCGUCAGACCGGCCCGGCCCAGCGGUGAAGGUCCCCCCCCUCCAGAGACGAGCCUUUAAUCCCCCGUCAGACUCUGUUCCCCCCCACCGGUCCUCCGUCAGCAGGACCGCCACCCCUCGGCCCGUGAAGCCGCCGGGCUCCGGCCCGGGCCCGGACACCAGGAACCAGUGUGACGGGGAGGAAGAGCUGGUUCCGGUGAAAGACACCAACGUCCAGCGUUCUGCUACGCCAGUCCCAGUCCCAGUCCCGGCCCCGGGCCCUGAACCGGGCCCUGAACCGGGCCCUGAACCGGCCCCGGGACUCCUCGGUGGGGGCCGGGCCGACACGGAGGCCAAGGCGGAGACGGUCCGGUUCCUGCUGGAGGAGCUGAAGACUCUGAUCACCGUGAGAGGCAGUGCAGCAGAGCGGCUGCUGGGUCUCCUGGAGCAGACCGUGUCGUCCCUGCAGGCGAGUGCCGGAGCUCCCGCCGUCCGGCCUGAGAACCCAGACGUGUCGUCGCUGCAGGACUGGAGCGCUCCCCUCCCCAGGCUUCAGGCCCGGGGGGUUUUACUAACCUCUGGUGACGACCGUGUCCAUCUGUGUCCCAGGUCGGGAGGGAUUCAGGACGAGUCAGCGAGAGAGAGGGAAGUGGACGAGAACCCGGAGACACUUUCAGAAGUGCUCGGCCUCCAGGACCAGCUCGGGGCUGCUCAGGCCCGACUGCAGAACCUCCAGGAGGACUUUGCCGGUCUACGGGAAUCCCUGCAGGACUCCCGGAGCCGCCUGAGGGACGCCGAGGCCCAGAACGCUCUGCUGAAGACAGAUCUGCAGGACACCAGGAAGCGGCUGCAGGACUCCGAGCAGGAGAGACGGGAGCUCGCUCAUCUGGCCCAGCGGCGGCUGGAGGAGACGGCAGAUCUCAGACGGCUCCUCCAGACCCGACGCUCAUCGUUCCAGCGGGAGGCUGAGGACGACCCGCCGUCGGCAGGAAACCAGCAACCCUCGGCCCACAUCACCCAGUACCUGCUGUCCCUGGGCCCAAAGGAGGACGUGGAGCUUCCCAAACGGCCCUCUGGCCAGGAUCUGGGUCUGCAGGGGUCCCGGGUGCAGGAUCUGGGUCUGCAGGGGUCCCUGGUGCAGGACCUGGGUCUGCUGGGGUCCCGGGUGCAGGAUCUGGGUCUGCAGGGGUCCCGGGUGCAGGAUCUGGGUCUGCAGGGGUCCCGGGUGCAGGAUCUGGGUCUGCAGGGGUCCCGGGUGCAGGAUCUGGGUCUGCAGGGGUCCCGGGAGUCGCUCUGCUCCCACUGGUCCAUGAGAACCGGGUCCACCUUCAACACCAGAGACGAGGCGGCGUUCCAGGACGGACUGGAGGCCCUGGACGCCAGCAUCGCCAGCCUGCAGAAAACCCUGCAGCUGGACCUGAGGAAAUGACCCGGUCCAGCCCCCCCGACCCCCCGGCUGCUUUUUAUCAUCAUUAUUCUCAGGCCUGUUUGCUCUA
This is a messenger RNA of Cololabis saira (Pacific saury), 2054 nucleotides long. It is a transcript of the gene ccdc14, whose product is annotated as coiled-coil domain containing 14. Gene Ontology annotation, cellular component: centriolar satellite. Gene Ontology annotation, biological process: protein localization to centrosome. Lineage: Eukaryota; Metazoa; Chordata; Actinopteri; Beloniformes; Belonidae. Bases 185 to 1987 code for a protein of 600 amino acids. The record is from RefSeq and is a predicted model, not a curated record. The transcript is spliced from 12 exons.